Molecule: messenger RNA, 1854 nt
Organism: Oncorhynchus mykiss (rainbow trout)
Lineage: Eukaryota; Metazoa; Chordata; Actinopteri; Salmoniformes; Salmonidae
Source: RefSeq, a predicted model, not a curated record
CGCGGGAGCUGAUGGGAAAUGUAGUUCCUACUAAAAACAUUGCUCGACGAAGCAAGAGGUGUCGAGUUAAAAAUGUAACAUUUGUUUAAUGUUCUAGCUAGUCUUAACGUGCCUGUCGUUUGAAAAUUAAAUCAACAACCCUAGUAGGUCACGUUUCAAUAUCCAUCAAUAGUACUUGGAAAAUGUUACCAAAACUUGCAUACAUGUGUUUUAGCUAGCUAACCAGAUUAUCACUAAAAUAGCUAACAAGCUAAUGUUGUUAGCCACGGUCCGUCCCACUUGCAGCACAACGGUAUCCUAUGCUUUACACUGUUUCAAAAUGACCUCGCCUUAUUUCGUUGAGAGUACCGCGGUCAUCACUCGGAGCGGUAACAAGACCGUGCCCCGUGCCGGUUUAGCCACGACGUUAAAAACUAGGAUGGAGAGGAGAGUGUUGAGGGCGCACGUGAAACAGGAGGAAGAAGAUUCGAGAGUAUCAAAUCAGAGUUUGGGACGAGACGCUUCAGAUAUUGGCUCCUCUAGGUUCCGUCGCUCAUCCAUUGGCCAAUCACAAGCUGAGCCAGACAAAGCCCUGUCCCUGUUACCACUGGCACCCAUCCUGCGUAGGAGGCGGGGCCAGGUGAAGGUGGAAUACGAUGGGAAGGAGGAGCCUAAACACUGGGAGCCUCCUGAUUGGAGCAAGCAGCUGGGUCAUGUGCGUCAGAUGAGGAGCGCCAGGAACGCGCCUGUUGACCUCAUGGGGGCGGAGAAAUGCUACGACACACACGCCCCUGAUGAGGUGCGACGUUACCAGGUGCUGGUGUCUCUGAUGUUGUCAAGCCAGACAAGGGACCAGGUGACCAGUGCGGCUCUGCAGAGACUCAGGGCUCAUGGCUGUACAGUGGACAACAUAGUCAACACUGACGAUGACACACUGGGACAACUCAUCUACCCUGUCGGCUUCUGGAAGACCAAGGUGAAGUACCUGAAGCAGACGUCAGUGAUGCUCCAGAGGGAGUUUAGAGGGGACAUCCCGAACACAGUGGAGGGCCUGGUACGACUACCUGGAGUAGGACCCAAGAUGGCUCACCUGGCCAUGGACAUCGCCUGGCACCAGGUCUCUGGCAUAGGCGUGGACACACACGUCCACCGUAUCUCCAACCGGCUGGGAUGGACGAGAGGUGGGACCAAGAAGCCAGAGGAGACACGCAAGGCCCUGGAAGACUGGUUACCAAGGGAUCUAUGGAGUGAGAUCAACUGGUUGCUGGUGGGGUUUGGUCAACAGGUGUGUCUACCUGUCAAUCCUCUCUGCUCCGUGUGUCUGAACCAGCACAGCUGCCCCUCUGCCCACCAAGCCUCCCCAGCCAAGAGGCCUAAAGCUGGGUCACCUCGCUCACCACACUCCCCCAAGACCUCUAGGGUCAAGCUGGAGCCUGGUUCUCUUGGUUUGGGGUUACCACCCCCCUCCUCAGCCACACCGGUCAAAGAGGAACCUCUGGCUACCACCUUCUCCCCUCUGCUGCCCAGAAAGAGGAAGUCGAAAGCCAAAACCUUCUCUACAUGAUACGACAGAAGAGGGUAGCAUCCCUUCAGAAAUGUCAGGACCGUGUCCCAAUUCUCUCUCCUUCCUCCCAAAGUUUGCUCUUGUCACUUCCCUUGACUGAUGUGAAAUGACCAGUACUAGAGAUAGGGUGGUAACUCCUACUAGCCCAGUGGUAUUAACUGCUUUAGCGGGGAGACCAUUUUUAGACUGAAUUUCGGUGAACUCAUUUAUUUCUCACAACACUCAAACUAAACCUUCAAAUCUUUACAUUUAGAUUUUUACUUACACUAAUAAAUAAAUUCUCAAUAAAAUAUUUUUCAAAUUAUCUCAAA